CAGUGGAAGUGUAGCGUCAGCUAGCUAACCAGGCGAUGUGCUAACACAUGGAUUAUGCCCCAUAAAACAGCGAAUAAAUGCCACCAAAGAGAAAGGGACCUUUGCAGCUUGUCCAGAGAGAAGUGGACGAAACCAAAAAACAGGUUGACAGUCUGGUGAAGGAUGUGCUUAGUCAGGGCGGAUCUACUGAAGAGGCAUUUCGGAGAUGUCAAGAACUGCAGAUGUCGGCAGAGGAGACACUACGGACACUGAAGAAACUGACAAAGGCUGAUGAGCUGGCUCCGGUGGGAAACUAUGACCAGAGGAAACAGGAAGAGGAGAGACGACUGCAGAACAUCUUGGAGCGUCUGAACACACUCUCUCUGGAGCUUUCACCACCAGGACCAAGCACUGUUGCAGGGUCUAUAGUGACAGUGAUGAUGAAGAUGCAGUACGAUGAUGAUGAUGAUGAUGAUGAUGCUGAUGCUGAUAACGAUGGUGAUGAGGAUAAAGAUGAGAGGCGAGCUGUGAAACCGCCAUCUAUGUCAGACCCUCGCAUAUACACAGUCCUCAGUGAUUUCAAAGGAGAACAGGAAGGAGAUUUGUCUGUUCAGAGGGGGGAGGUGUUGAGGAUUAUCAGGAGGACAGCAGAUGGAUGGUGGCUGGCUCAGGACACUAAAGGCAACAGAGGAGUGGUUCCAAAAACCUACCUGAAGCUUGGCUCUGGUGUUGAUGAUGAAGAUGAUGACAAUGAAAAUGAAGAGGAAGAUGAUGGUGAUGAUGAAAAGGACGAUGAUGAUGAAAAUGAGGAGGAGGAAGAAGAAGAUGGUGAAGAACUGACUGAUGAUGGAGACAAACCGAGUGGGACUUCACACUCCAACUGGUCUACGGUGAGGAAGGCUCUGACUGAGAUUGAUGCAACAGAUGUGCUCUCUGCCAUGGGGGCCAUACCUUCAGGAUUCAGACCGUCAACUCUCAAUAAACUGCUGGUGGAGGAAGGUGUAACAUACAGAGGAAGUCACCAUAUUCAGCCUGAGCUCAGCCAAUCACAGCUCUCCUUUAAAGACCUCUUUCUGGACCCAGACACUGGCAGAGUUCGUGCUCGGCAGGUUCGGACUUGUGUUUGUUUCACUUUGUGGAGCUGCAGGAUGAUUCCCACUCCUGGGGUUGGUGUUCAGGUCCUCAGCAGACACAUCCGCCUCUGUGCCUUUGAUGGAACUCAGGUGUUGAGUAACAUCCACACAGUGAGGGCAACCUACAACUCCAAAAGCCCCAAGACCUGGAGUUUCUCUCCAAGAAUGACAGGUAUCCUACCCACCCUCCUGGAUGGAGACUGUUUCCUGCGCUGCAACUCUGCAUCUCCUGACCUCGGUAUCCUCUUUGAACUGGGAGUCACCUUUAUACGGAAUUCUACAGGUGAGAGAGGAGACCUGAGCUGCGGCUGGGCUUUCCUCAAACUGACCGAUGACACUGGAAAUCCAGUCCCAAACAGGACCUAUGAGCUGCCAGUGAACGGUGGCACUCCCUAUGAGAGAGAUGUAGCAGUGGAGGCUUCAGUCACAAGAGGAUCUCCAGCUGGUGUUUUCCAGCAGAUGCUUCAGGCCAGGCGGCAGCCCAAACUGAUUGUAAAGUUGAAAUCAGCCAACAGCAGGACCAGAGUGCAGCUCAGUCUCCUCCCAGACACUCUGCUGCACUGUUUGAGCUGUGUCCAUCUGCUGGCUCUACAUAGACAGCUGCUAGCUGACACACUACUGAUGGACAGGCCUACUAUGCAGAAUGCAGAUCUGAUAUGCAGUCCUAUACUUUCUACCUUCCCUGUGCUGUUGGACCAACCAGACCUGCUGGAUGUCCUAAGGAGUGCCUGGUUGGAUGCUGAGACCAAUAUGAGCAGAGCACAGAAGAGAGACUUGUCUUUUCUGAAACAGGAGUUUGCUAAAGUCUACAUGUCGUCUGCCUAUUUCCUCCUUCACUCACCUCGGCUGCCCUGUCUUCGCUGGGCAGACCCUCCCUCAGAGGAGCAGCGGGCCAGAGUCAUCUACGCCACCCUGGACUCUCUCAAACACACCCAGCACACCACCAGCCAAUCAGGAGGUCCAGAGGUCUUUGUUGACCCCAUGCAUUCUCAUCUCGCAUUUGAUGUCACAGAGUUGACCUUUGACCUCCUGCAUGUAGCACGGUAACAAUUAAUGAUGCUUAGAGAGAAGGUACAAUUUGAUUAGAGUUGAGAGUGUUUAUAUAAAAUUUGAAAUUUUAAUUUAUUGUAUUCUAGAAAUCAGUUUGGUCUACUAAAUUGAACAAAUCCUUUAAAUGUGCCAUAAAUACAUUUUGGAACAUCCAUCCAUCCAUUAUCUACACCACUUAUCCUUAAGGGUCACUGCAUUUUGGAGUAUUUUUGAAAUGUUCCACCACCAGGAUAAUGCCGGUGGUGUUGUGUAGUUUUGUUACUGUCAAUAAAUCCCAUGAAAAGACCAAAAACAAUCAUAAGUUAGCCCAUUUCUCAAUACUUUCCAGCUCCCUCACCUUGUCUGUGGCUCUUACUGGUUCUUGCUGAAGAUGUCAAUCCUUAAAAAACUGACUUUGCCCCUCUUAAAGUAAACACAGGUUAAAGGAAUAAGUGAGGAACACUUUGUACCAAGACCAAAACAGAUUUCUGUAAUAAUAGAACCAACUGUGACAUUAUUAGCAUGUUUUGAUAUCUUUAUUUACUGCCAAAUUGUUCUAUUUUGUAAUAAACAUUUUAUCAAAAUCA
This is a messenger RNA of Lates calcarifer (barramundi perch), 2728 nucleotides long. It is a transcript of the gene nphp1, whose product is annotated as nephronophthisis 1. Gene Ontology annotation, biological process: protein localization involved in establishment of planar polarity. The record is from RefSeq and is a predicted model, not a curated record. Gene Ontology annotation, molecular function: protein binding. Lineage: Eukaryota; Metazoa; Chordata; Actinopteri; Centropomidae. Gene Ontology annotation, cellular component: cilium; cytoplasm.